Pantherophis guttatus is the source of this 2984-nucleotide messenger RNA. RefSeq names its product phospholipase A and acyltransferase 3-like. Gene Ontology annotation, molecular function: glycerophospholipid phospholipase A1 activity; A2-type glycerophospholipase activity. Gene Ontology annotation, biological process: N-acylphosphatidylethanolamine metabolic process. Lineage: Eukaryota; Metazoa; Chordata; Lepidosauria; Squamata; Colubridae. The record is from RefSeq and is a predicted model, not a curated record. Gene Ontology annotation, cellular component: cytoplasm.
CUUCCACUGACUUCUUUUAUAAGGCUUGGGGUGGGGGCUAACCUGGCCCAAUCCAGGGAUGCCAAGCAAAAGGGAGGGACAGAGGGGGUCAUAAGACCCCGUUGCCAGGAGAUGCCCCUUGUCAUAAUCCAUUCAGGAUCCUCAGCAGCUGCCAGGCCAGGGGACAGGAGACCCAGCCGGGCUAGUGCCAUGUCUGACUUCUUUGUUUGGUUCUGUGAUCGCGGAUCCUGCCAGAACGCUGCCCACCCACCCAAGACCCUGCCCGCCGAGGGGGGCAUCAUGAAGGCGUCAACCUCUGUUCCUCUUAGGUUGCCGACAGGCAAGAAGCAGGCUGUAAAUAAGCCACCGGCCCUGGAAGGCUCUAAAGAUCCCAAGCCACUCACCAAAGCCCCCCAAAGCAGGUUGCCCCCCACUCACAAAGAGGCCCCCUUGAAGAAGGACGCUGGCAAGUCCACAGAGCAUCCAAAUUUAGUCGGGAAGAAGCUAUGUUGGACAGAGGACAAUGAAGCAAAACCGGUGGCUUCUCCACAAGGCAAUGCCAAGCAGAAAACCAGCAGGGCCUUGGUGGGCCCGGCCCAAACUUCGGAGGGACACGGCCCACAAACCUUGAGUGUUACUGAGAAGCAGCUGUCAAGACCUCCCAACGCCACGAUGAGAGGAGCACGAAGUGGUCUCCUCCACGCGCCACAUGUGAACGCCAAGGGAGACCAGCCGGGGAUGCCCACCAAGGCAGCCUCUGGGGCGGUCAAGACGGGUAACGCGGCGGCGUUGACAAAAAGCAAAAAACUACACAAUCAGGUUUUGGUUUCCAAAGGUCGUGGCUGUACAGUAGCACAUGGUAACAUGGACCACAAGAAGAACUCGAUUCCUAAAAUCAUCAAAGCAAAGCUUUCCAAUCUGGUUGAUCUGGAACUCGGGGACUUGAUAGAAAUCUUCCGCUUGGCUUACCAGCAUUGGGCGAUCUACGUGGGGAAUGGUUAUGUGAUCCAUCUCGCUCCGCCAAGUGAACUUGCCGGAGCUGGUUGCGCCAGCCUCAUGUCCACCCUCACCAACAAGGCCUGGGUGAAGAAGGAACGGCUCUUGGAAGUGGUGGGCCACGACCGAUACCGGGUCAACAACAAACACGAUUCCAAAUAUACCCCACUGCCUGUCAACAAGAUUAUCCAGCUGGCUGAAGAGAAGGUGGGCCAAGAACUGGAUUAUAAAAUCACCAGUGAGAAUUGUGAGCACUUCGUCACCGAACUGCGCUACGGCGUGGCCAGGAGCGAUCAAGUCCGAGAUUUCUUUGUGGGGGCGACCAUCGCAGGCUUGGCUGGCUUGUUCGUUGGUGUCGGCACAGCCAUGGUUAGGAGGAAAAAGCAGCAGAACCAAUAAUGAGGAAAAAGCAGAUUUCUCAGAGCUCCCCGUCUCCCUGGCGUUUGUGUGUGUGUGCUAAGUUUCUAAAAAGUUGAGAUACGAUCACCGUGAGAGAGAGAAAAAAAAAAAAUAACAAAGUGAUUUGCAGCUGUCUCUUCAAAUCCCAUCUUCUCCUUAACGCCCAGGUGGGAGUCUAAUGUCCAUAGCUAUGUUCAGGUCACAGAUGGUCUGAGUAACUAACUCUUCACUUAAUCCAGGGUAAAUGGAUUUUGCCUUCCUCCAGGAAAGGCUGACAUUAACAAACUUGGAUUAGAUUAAAGGUUUGCAACUGGCCUCCCCAGAUUCUGGGCUAAAAUUCAAGACAGAUGGUAGAUGUAGCGACGGUUUGAAGGUCAAAGGAAUUAUUAGGCAGAGCCAGUUAAUAAUCUGAUUUCAUUUCAAUGUGCAAUACCGUGUUUUAUUUUCAUGGAAUUAACUGGCACCCUGUUUUCCACUAUGCUUCUGCUUUACCUUUUAAAAAAUAACAGUUUAGCAUCCAAUUCUGGAGAAUUAAAGUUUUGGGAUGGACCAGAUGUGUUUUUUUAGCUUCAGGACGUCGGUCCUGGCCAAGAGAGCUGUAGAUAAUACAAGUAGUUGUUUAGUGACCGUUUGAAGUUACAACAGCACUGAAAAAAAGUCACCCAGGACUCUUUUUCACACUUAAUGACCGUUGCAGCAUCCCCUCCCCCCCCAUGGUCACGUGAUUGAAAUUCAGACGCUUGGCAACGGAUUCAUAUUUAUGACGGUUGCAGUGUCCCCUUGUCACGUGAUCCCGUUUUGCGACCUUCUGACGAGAAAAGUCAACAGGGAAGCCAGAAUCGCUUAACAACCGUGUGGCUAGCUUAACAGCUGCAGCGAUUCGCUUAACAACUCUGGCAAGGAAGGUCGUAAAAUGGGGCAACACUCACUUCACUGGUGUCUCACUUAACAACGGAAAUUUGGGGCUCAACUCUGGUUGUUAAGUCGGGGACUGCCCUGUACUAUAUAGAGAUCCUUUGAGAUAUGAAUAUCCUCCAAAUAUAUUACAAAUGCAUUUCAAACUCUUUCAGGCCGCAGAAGCUGUUAGUUAAUUUAAAUAUAUAUAUAUAUAUCCUUGAAUUUCUGAUCUAGAGGCAAAUCUGUUGUGAUGGGAAAUCUAUUGUGUCUGAAUUGAAACCUACCAAAUUUUCAUGGACCUCCUUUGAGGGUUUCACAGAACAGUUUGAAACAAACCAUCAUUGGGUUACAAUUUCCCUUCUUCAACAGAUUUUUCCUGACAUGGCACUUGAAAGGGGGUUUCUUCUAUCCCCCAUGUGAGCCCUCUCUAUAACUGCAGUUUCCAAUGUUUGUACGAAACUUUUAGCACCAUACUUCCCCGUCCCCACGAAGGCACGAGGCGAACAAAGCCUUGGCAGAUGUUAUUUCCAGUGAAAUUAGUGGCAGAAUUAUUUUUUCCACCGUUAUUAGUUAUUUAGCCCCGGAGAACUGUUACUCGUGAGGCUGAUGUACGCCUUUUGAAUAAAUUUAAAUGCAAAUGUAUAUUUAAUUUAAAUAUAAUUAUAUUUAACAUCAAUUUAGUAAAUAAAUAAAGCUUGCUUGAUUUUUUUCCA